Molecule: messenger RNA, 378 nt
Organism: Aspergillus tanneri
Lineage: Eukaryota; Fungi; Ascomycota; Eurotiomycetes; Eurotiales; Aspergillaceae
Exons: 2
Coding region: 1-378 (125 amino acids)
Source: RefSeq, a predicted model, not a curated record
AUGUAUCUCAAGCGUAUCGGAAGAGUCCUGGGAAGGAAAGCCGACGAUAAUGCACAAGCUCAAGCAUGCCGUGUCUCACAGCAGGGAACCCCGGGGGGAGUAGCUCAACUGAGCUCUUUCCAGGAGAGUUCUCGGACCUUGUGGAUCACGCUCUGUGAAAACUAUGAGGGCGAAGAGGAGGAUCCAGUGCUAGACGAACAACUUCUUGGAGGUCCUGUCCCUCUCAGCUUUCUAGGCCACGCUGCGCAGUUGCGUCGGUUCGAAUUCACUGCUGCUAUGUAUGGGGCAGCCGGCCCCUCCGAGAGGACAUCCUUCUUAGUCCGCCCCAUUGGACACACUGAUCCUACAUCGGCCACCUGUCUCAACAGACUUCUUUAA